AUGGAGACCUCGGCCUCGCCCGCCACGUCAGGCGGGGAGCAGGCGGCCGAGGGCCAGGUGUGCCCCCAGGUGUGCCCGCCCCCAGGUGUGCCCCCCCAGGUGUGUCUGCCCCAGGUGUGCCCGCCCCAGGUGUGCCCGCCCCAGGUGUGCCCGCCCCAGGUGUGCCCGCCCCAGGUGUGCCCCCAGGUGUGCCCGCCCAUUGUGCCCGCCCCCAGGUGUGCCGCCUUCGUGGGUUGUGACGGCGACGUUGUAAAUAGUAUGUACGAGCCGGACCCGGACCUGCUGGCGGGCGAGAGUGCGGAGGAUGAGACGGAGGACAGCAUCAUGUCCCCCAUCCCCAUGGGCCCGGCGUCCCCCUUCCCCACCAGCGAGGACUUCACCCCCAAGGAGGGCUCGCCCUACGAGGCCCCCGUCUACAUCCCCGACGACAUCCCCAUCCCCCCCGACUUCGAGCUGCGGGAGUCCUCCAUCCCGGGCGCCGGCCUGGGCAUCUGGGCCAAGAAGCGGCUGGAGGUCGGGGAGCGCGUGGGCCCCUGCCUGGCGGCGCCCCGGGCCUCGCUGCGGGAGGCCGACUUCGGAUGGGAGCAAAUGCUGACCGAGGCGGAGGUGUCGCCGCAGGAGGGCUGCGUCCGGAAGGUCUCCGAAGACCUGGGCGGCGAGAAGUUCUGCGUGGACGCCGGGCAGGCGGGGGCGGGCAGCUGGCUCAAGUACAUCCGCGUGGCCUGCUCCUGCGACGACCAGAACCUCACCAUGUGCCAGAUCAACGAGCAGAUCUUCUACAAAGUCAUCAAGGACAUCGCGCCGGGCGAGGAGCUGCUGCUGCACGUGAAGGAGGGCGCCUACUCGCUGGGGACCGCGCCGCCCGGCCUGGAGGAGGAGCCCACGUUCCGCUGUGACGUGUGUGACGAGCUCUUCCAGUCGAAGCUGGACCUGCGGCGACACAAGAAGUACGCGUGCGGCUCGGUGGGCGCCGCCCUCUACGCGGGCCUGGGCGACGAGCUCAAGGCCAAGGGCCUGGGCGGCGGGGGCGGCGACGGGCAGGCCCACGAAUGCAAGGACUGCGAGCGGAUGUUCCCCAACAAAUACAGCCUGGAGCAGCACAUGGUCGUCCACACGGAGGAGCGAGAGUACAAGUGCGACCAGUGUCCCAAGGCCUUCAACUGGAAGUCCAACCUCAUCCGCCACCAGAUGUCCCAUGACAGCGGCAAGCGCUUCGAGUGUGAAAACUGCGUGAAGGUGUUCACGGACCCCAGCAACCUGCAGCGGCACAUCCGCUCGCAGCACGUGGGCGCGCGGGCGCACGCCUGCCCCGACUGCGGGAAGACCUUCGCCACGUCCUCCGGCCUCAAGCAGCACAAGCACAUCCACAGCACCGUCAAACCUUUCAUAUGUGAGGUCUGCCACAAGUCCUACACGCAGUUCUCCAACCUGUGCCGCCACAAGCGCAUGCACGCCGACUGCCGCACGCAGAUCAAGUGCAAGGACUGCGGGCAGAUGUUCAGCACUACCUCCUCCCUCAACAAGCACCGGCGCUUCUGCGAGGGCAAGAGCCACUACCCGCCCGGCGGCCUCUUCUCGCCGGGCCUGCCCCUCGCCCCCGGGCCCCUGCUGGACAAGGCCAAGCCGCCCCCCAGCCUCAACCACGCCGGCCUGGGCUUCGGCGAGUACUUCCCCUCCCGGCCGCACCCGGGGAGCCUGCCCUUCUCGGCGGCGCCCCCGGCCUUCCCCGCGCUGACUCCCGGCUUCCCCGGCAUCUUCCCGCCGUCCCUGUACCCCCGGCCGCCGCUGCUACCUCCCACGCCGUUGCUCAAGAGCCCGCUGAACCACACCCAGGACGCCAAGCUGCCCAGCCCCCUGGGGACCCCGGCGCUGCCCCUGGUCUCCGCCGUGGGCAGCGGUGGCCAGGGGGCCCCGGGCGCCACGGGGCCCGAGGAGAAGUUCGAGGGCCGCCCGGAGGACGCGUACCCCGAGAAGCUCAAGGCGCGGAGCAGCGACCUGUCGGACGGCAGCGACUUCGAGGACAUCAACACCACGACCGGGACGGACCUGGACACGACCACGGGCUCCGGCUCCGACCUGGACAGCGACGCGGAGAGCGACCGCGACAAGGCCCGGGACAAGGGCAAGGCGGCCGAGGGCCGGCCCGGCUUCGGGGGCGGCGCGGGGCCGCCGGGGGCCCCCGACGGCGUGAGCGCGGUGCCCGUCUUCUACGCCCAGCACCCCUUCCUCCCGCCGCCCGACGAGCAGCUGCUGGCGGCGGGCGCCACGGGCGACUCCAUCAAGGCCAUCGCGUCCAUCGCGGAGAAGUACUUCGGGCCCGGCUUCGUGGGCGCGCCGGAGAAGCGGCUGGGCGCGCUGCCCUACCACUCCGUGUUCCCCUUCCAGCUCCUGCCCGACUUCCCCCCCGCCCUCUACCCCCUCGCCGACCGCACCCUCGCCCACAGCCUGCUGGUCAAGGCCGAGCCAAAGUCGCCCCGGGACGCCCUCAAGGGGGGCGGCCCCGGCACCGAGUCCCCCUUCGACCUCACCACCAAACCCAAAGAGGCCCCCGGCCCGCCCGCGCCCAAGGCGGGCCCCGCGGCCGGCGAGGAGCAGCCGCUGGACCUGAGCAUCGGCAGCCGCGCCCGGGCCAGCCUGAACGGCGGCGGCCGCGAGCCCCGCAAGAACCACGUCUACGGGGAGCGCAAGCUGGCGGCGGGCGACGGGCUGCCCACGGCCUGCCAGGCGCAGCUGCCCCAGCCGCCCUCCCUGCACUACGCCAAGCCGUCGCCCUUCUUCAUGGACCCCAUCUACAGCAGGGUGGAGAAGCGGAAGGUGCCGGACCCCGUGGGCGUCCUGAAGGAGAAGUUCCUGCGGCCGCCCCCUCUGCUCUUCCACCCCCAGAUGUCAGCCAUCGAGACCAUGACGGAGAAGCUGGAGAGCUUCGCGGCCAUGAAGGCGGACGCCAGCGCCCUGCAGCCCCUGCCCCACCACCCCUUCAACUUCCGCUCCCCGCCGCCCACGCUCUCCGACCCCAUCCUCAGGAAGGGCAAGGAGCGCUACACCUGCAGGUACUGCGGGAAGAUCUUCCCUCGAUCUGCAAACCUCACGCGACACCUGAGGACGCACACCGGGGAGCAGCCGUACAGGUGUAAGUACUGCGACCGGUCCUUCAGCAUCUCCUCCAACCUGCAGCGGCACGUCCGCAACAUCCACAACAAGGAGAAGCCCUUCAAGUGCCACCUGUGCAGCCGCUGCUUCGGGCAGCAGACCAACCUGGACCGGCACCUGAAGAAGCACGAGCACGAGCACGCGCCAGUGAGCCAGCACUCCGGGAUCCUCACGAACCACCUGGGGACCAGCGCCUCCUCCCCCACCUCUGAGUCGGACACCCACGCACUUUUAGACGAGAAGGAAGACUCCUACUUCUCUGAAAUCAGAAACUUCAUCGCCAACAGCGAGAUGAACCAAGCGUCAGCGCGAACAGACAAGCGGCCAGAGGCCCAGGAGCUGGACGGCACGGCGCCGUGCCCAGGCCUGGCCAGCGGGAAGCCGGAGGACGGCGAGGAGGAGGAGGAGGAGGAGCUGGAGGAGGAGGACGAUGAGAGCCUUGCGGGGAAGUCCCAGGACGACAACGUGUCCCCCCCGCCCGAGCCCCAGGGCACCUACGAGGACGAGGAGGACGAGGAGCCACCCGCCGCCCUGGCCGUGGGCUUCGACCACACCCGAAGGUGCGCCGAGCAGCCGCCGGCGGGCAGUCUCCUAGCUUUGGAGCCGGUGCCGACUUUUGGGAAGGGGCUGGACCUGCGCAGAGCAGCCGAGGAGGCGCUGGAAGUUAAGGAUGUGCUUAAUUCCACCCUAGACUCUGAGGCUUUAAAACAGACCCUGUACAGGCAGGCUAAGAGCCAGGCGUACGCAAUGAUGCUGUCGCUCUCCGAGGACCCUCCUCUCCGCGCGGCCGCCCAGAGCCCCCUGGAUGCUUGGCUGAACAUCGCGGGACCCACGCCCGAGGCUGGAGCCUUUAACCCCAUCAACCACCUCUGACCGGCCCCGGGGGGCUGGGGCUCACGAGGUGAUCUCGGGCCCCACAUCGCGACGGAAAUCCCAGCGAGGGCCUCAGGGGCCGGCGCGGCCCGCGGCCAGGGAGACCCUCUCGCCUG
Eptesicus fuscus (big brown bat) is the source of this 4139-nucleotide messenger RNA. It is a transcript of the gene PRDM16, whose product is annotated as PR/SET domain 16. Gene Ontology annotation, cellular component: nucleus. The coding region runs from base 1 to 4023 and encodes 1340 amino acids. NCBI's taxonomy places the organism in Eukaryota, Metazoa, Chordata, Mammalia, Chiroptera, Vespertilionidae. Gene Ontology annotation, molecular function: protein binding. The record is from RefSeq and is a predicted model, not a curated record. The transcript is spliced from 19 exons.